This is a messenger RNA of Medioppia subpectinata, 2109 nucleotides long. NCBI's taxonomy places the organism in Eukaryota, Metazoa, Arthropoda, Arachnida, Sarcoptiformes, Oppiidae. The record is from the annotation of a GenBank genome assembly.
ACUAGUAAAUCAUAAAUACAUUUAUAUUUAAAUAUACCUUAAUAUCGGGAAUAUGUGUGAAAUGUAUGGGAAUUAUUGAAACCCAAAGCGAUAUGUUUUUCAUGUGAUUUCUCAGUGUUUUGAGUGAUUGAACGCCUCUUUCCAUCGACUCCUCGCUAAUCAUCACUUGAUUUGAUUGCCAUUCGUAUCGUUAUCUGAAGACAUGGAAGAAGUGGACAAUAUUCUGAUGCAACAGUUGCGGGAAAUUGGAUGUGAAUUGGAUGACGAGAUAACUGGCAUUAAAGACCUGGAAGUCCACCAAAUCAUGUCAUGUGUCUGCCAUUGCAUUGGACUCAUUGAUCCCAACAAUGGCUACCAAUUGCCGGCCAAACACAUCUCCGAAGCCAUGAAUAUGUCCAUCAAAUACAAAAUGGCCACACAUUUGGCCACUGUUUGCAAACAAGAGUUGGCCUAUAAGGCGGACAUCGGUUACCAGACAUUCCUCUACGGAAACGAAUCGGAUAUAAGAAAAUUAUUUUUGUUUUUAUUGGAAAAACUUCCCAAAGAAGACGAAGAGAACAGACUCUCGUCGAUCAGAACCACUGGACUCACGCCCGCAGACAUACGAACUCAGCUGAGAAAAGCGCAAAUCAGUACCAUUUGGUUGCCAUUCAUGACAGACACUGAGUCUGCGGAAACUGAUUCUCAUAUAAUUGAUGGCAAUAUCUGGUCGGUUGACACGACUGUCAACAAAUCAGUUAACUUUAAACCAAUUUUAGUCAAUAAAUUAGCGCCAAAUCGUCGCAAAUAUUACGAUAAGUGUCUAAAACUGCCAAAUACUUUGUCUUCGAUAAUGGAGUGGAACUCUCUAUAUCUGGACAGUGAGACCAAUGAUAGCCAACUGUUCGUUAAGUCAAAGAAAGUGUCGAUUGAAUCGUGUCUUACCGGUCGACAGACCGUCCGUCCCAUUGGAGACCAAAAUAGCGAGUCGUUGAGCAAUGAGUUGGAAGCGAUGAAUAUAGAGUCUUCGGUGAACAAGAAUGAGAUUCAGACCGCGGAUGAAGUGAAUAAAGAAGAGAAAUAUAAACUAAUUAUUGAAGAAUUAGAAAACGAGUUAAAAGGCUUAGAAAAAGACAUACAAAAGCAUAAAAAGUUUGAAAACAAAGCGAUUGAAUACGAAAAUGAAUUAAAGGAAGAGACGAAACGAUUGCGUGAAUUAGAAACCAGUGAUAAGUCGAGUCAUGAAUUGGUUUCGCAGAUCAAUGAAGUGAAACAAGAGAUUGAAUUAUUAUCACAGGAAUGGCUUAAAAUCGAGGACUCGUUAUCCAAUCAAUUGAAACAAUUAAUGGUUGAGUCAAACGCCAAGAAUGAGAGACAUUCGGCGCUUCAGAGGAAAGUGAAAGACUUGAAGAAAUCGAUUAAUUCUAAAGUGAAAGAAAUCAAAGUUAAAGAGAAUUUAGUGAAGGAGUUGACGGAAAAGAUACCCCAACAGUGGCCGCCGGCCCGCAGUUCGUACACCAAACGGAUUCUCGAGAUUGUGGCCAAUGUUAAGAAGCAGAACGAAGAAACCAAAAAGAUUCUGUUGGAGACCAGAACUGUUCAAAAAGAGAUCAAUAACUUAUCGGGAAAGUUGUCCCGAACUUUCACUGUCGCCGACGAAGAGAUUUUCAAAGACGCCAAACAAAAUGAAUGGAACCGAAAGUGCUAUAAACUGUUGGCUUCAAUGCACGAACACUGCGACCAACUUCUGGAGGCCGUGUCGGCCAUCGGUCUCAUACUUAGGGAAAUCAGACAAUUAGAGGAAUCGGUCGAAACGGAAAGAUCACGAAAGACUGCAUCCAAUUUGAGCCGCAUUUUAGCAGAUUUACAGCAAAUAAAGUUAGAGAACAAGCAAUUGACCAAACAAUUGGAGUCUUAGGAGUUUUGCUAUUCAUUUUAUACAUACAUUUAAAACACACUUAAUAUAAAGUAUUAAAUAAAUGUUUAUUUUUUAUUAAUUAAUAUAAUAUUACAGUUAUAUCUGAAAUGCGAGAAAUGAUUCGUUAGUUUUUGUUUUGUCUGACAAAUGAUUUUACUUUUUAUUGUUUUUGUUGCGGAAAAAAAUAAAAUAAUUUUCCAAAAAACAUGAUA